CGAUCACUGCUACACUAAAUGAUCAAAGUUUUCGAUAAUAAUAAAGUAACAGAAAUUAAUUUUAAAUAGCCUACCCUUACAUGGGAUUACGUCAUGAGACAACCAAAGACGUAUAAAACUGAAAGUUCCUACUGUAGCGAUUUGAUAGUACGCUGCAUUAGUCUGCUUGUGAGGCGGCAUUUAUGCAGUAGCUAGGUAUAUACGCUAAAGCCCUGUACAUAUUAAUAGGAAGUGAGCAGCUACUAUGGCGACACUGCACACAAUAAGUGAGGCAGAGAUCCAGGACAUCAGCAGUAGCAUCACGUCACGGGUGGUGACAGAGGUGGUGGCACAGCUUCAGGACAGACUUGGAGAGCUGAAGUCCACCACACUUGAUAUUGCGGUGACAGGAGAGUCUGGUUCAGGAAAGUCAUCCUUCAUCAAUGCCUUCCGUGGUGUGGGCGAUGAAGAUCCAGAAGCAGCGAAGACUGGUGUCACAGAGACUACCAGGGAGGCCAUCCCCUACGUGCACCCCAAUAUGCCCACAGUGCGUCUGUGGGACCUGCCGGGCAUCGGGACACCUGCUUUCCAGCCUAAGACCUACCUAGAAGUUGUAGGUCUGUAUCAGUAUGAUUUUUUCAUCAUUGUAGCUUCUGAGCGAUUUCGGGAAUCUCAUGUCACACUGGCUCAGUGUAUAGGGCAAGCAGGGAAAAAGUUUUACUUUGUACGCAACAAAGUGGACAACGACCUGGAGGCCACAGUCCGGCGAAGAGGUGGAGAACCAUCUGCCAUAUUGAAUCAGAUACGAGAUGAAAGAGGUGCAGCAUUGAGGAGGAGUGGGGUGCAACAACCUCGCGUGUUCUUGAUCUCAUGCUUCCAGCCACAUCUUUUUGACUUCCCUUUGCUGCACACUACACUGGAGAGUGAACUGGAGGGCCACAAGCGCCAUGUUCUUCUCUUGGCACUCCCCAACCUCACCUCGACUGUGCUCGAGAAGAAGAAGCAGGCUCUCCAUGGAAGUGUGUGGCGGACAGCUAUGACCGCUUGCCUGGGAGCCAUGACACCAGUGUCUGCUGCAUCUGGUACUGUUCCCUUGCUCAUGGACACACUGCGAUCCUACCAGCAAAGCUUUGGGAUAGACACCAACUCACUGCACCGCUUGGCAAGUCUUACAGGGAAAUCUUACCAGGAGCUUCAAAGAGAAGUGCUCUCCACAACCGGCCAAGAGCUCUCUCAGGAGGGCGUGCAGACGAUGCUUUCUCAAGCGGCCGUAGGUCAACAGGUUGUUGCAAAUAUGUUGGAGAACCGGGUGCCUGUCCUGGGUACCAUUGCCUCUGGUGGUAUCUCCUUCCUAGCUUCUUAUUACACCCUGACAUCAGCUAUUAAUGACCUAGGUGAGGAUGCUGCACGGGUACUGAGCAGAGCUCUGAAGGGGUGCGACCAAGAGCAGGAUGAUGUGCCAGAUCCAGGAGAUUUCUACUAGACCUCCUUUUCAGUUGAUUGAAUUUAUUCUCCGUUUAAUGCUGAUUUAAUGCUGUAUUGAAAUGUUAUGAUAUAAUUUUCACUAUAUGGCCAAAACUAUAUGGACGCCGCUAUUAAUUAAAGAAAUUUUCUCAUUACGCCACAUCCGUUGCGGACACAGAUAUAUAAUUAAGCACACAGUCACAUGAUCUCCUGGAACAGACAUUAGCUGCAGAAAGAGUGGUUGUAUAUAAUAAUGACUUUCCACAUGGUACCAUCAUAGGACGCCAUCUUUCCAAGUCAGUUCACCACAUUUCUGCCCUGCCACAGCUGCCCCAGUCAACCGUAAGUGAAGUGAUUGUGAAGGUCAGAAUGUCUGGGAACAAACUCAGCUAUGAACUGAGCUCAUAGAAAGGAACCAGGGAUCUCAUAUAUAACUGCCUGUCAUGUACACACAAAAUGGGACCUGAAAGAGGCAUAUGCUACUUCCCACGCAAUCGUUACGAUCUAUAGAACCAAACUUGACAACAGAAUGUGCGUAUCUGUGCGGGAACUCUGACCCAUGCCUAUACGUACAUUUUAGAGAAAGUUGGCAACCCAGGUGGUGAUGGUGAAUUGAAACCAGAUUGUAGGAAAAAUACGAGUGGCAUUAUUACACAUAUAUUGAUGCCUUGUGCUUGUGAGUCAUAACUUGUACAUUUAAUUUCAUUUCAUAGCCCACAUCACAUAUAUAUCUACUUUAUUAUAGAAAAAAAGUGGUUUUAUUUGUGAUAGUGAGCCAUAAUUAUUCCCUAAGGACGUUUCAAUAGUAAAAUAAAUAAGCCGACUCAAAUCUUAAAUCAUAUUACAUUUGUAAUGUUUCAUCAGUACUCUCACGCCACAGUUUUUGAAAUGUAAGUAUAUUAGUGGCGGACAUGACUGGAUUAUCACGAUCAUUUGGGCAAUCAGUCUGAUUGCUGGAAACAUAUAAAUACUUGUCACACACUUGCAUAACGGAUUUUUUUAAUCUCACGUACUGUCCUGUUUGCUGCGCUCACAGCGAUAACAGGAUUUCCAAAGUGUUGGCACUUUUUUGUCACUCUAUUGCUUUGACAAACAAAAUGGUUUUUCUAGUCUCUACCUCACCCACAAGCACCUCGAUUUCUGUUUCAGAGAAGUUUCUUUUCUUGCACUUCCUACCAUUUGCUAGCAUAAGUAUAUCGGGCUUAAAUUGUAUACAUCAAUAUUCAUGAGGUGUUUUGCAUUGACCAUUUGUGGUUGGAUGUGGGCGUGUAGAAAGCAGAAUAUGAGGCUGAUCCACCUGUACACAAUUCCAAGUCGGGUGUGAUUUAUAAAGACAACAUUGCUUGCAAGUCUGUGUACGCACGGUUUUAUAAAUCUGACUUUUUUGCAUACACCAUUUUCGGCUUUUCUGCGUAUGUAUACUUUCAGUAUGAGUCCUACACACUGUUUUAUAAAUGAGAACACUAGGGGCAAUUACAGCAAAAAGACAGGACGAAGUUUAUAAAGAUUCCCUUGAUUCCAGAAUGAGAUAUUGGACAAGCUGGUGUCCACAUACUUUUGUCCAUAUAGUAUGUGUGUGUAAUUAGGACCUUUGUGAACAAGUGUUUGUUUUGUAAGAAUGAGUUGGUGCUGACAGGAGCAAGAACAGCAAGAAAAGACUUGCUGUUGCUGACAGCCCAUAAGGGAGGGUCCAUCUCUCCAGAACAUUCCAUUCCUCAUAUUAAUAUAGACACUGCUGUUCAUACAUAAUAUUAAAAAGACAUUUUCUAGAGGCAAACGAUCCCCUAAAAUAGAUCAUUUCUAUAAGGCCAAAUGAGUACAACACAGUACCAAUCAAAAGUUUGGACAUGCAUACCUUUGUAUGAAUGAGAAUGAUAGUGUCGCAUCACAUGACCUGGCCACCUGACAUAUACACAGUAGAGAUGGUUUUGGAAGAGUUUGACCGGAGAGUGAAGAAAUUGAACCGCCAACCUUCUGAGUCCCAACCCACAGAGUUGCGCCCCAAACAAAUUAAUUUGCAUAAUUCCAUAUAUGUUGUAGUUUUUAUGACUUUAUAAUUUUUGUAAAAUAUAGAGAAUAGUACAAAUAAACCUCUCUAUGGGUAGUCUGUCCAAACUUUUAACUGGUACUGUAGGUCUCCAUACAUUACAUUUUAUUUCUAUAAAUAAACUUGAUCUGAUUUUGAACAUAAGAAUAUUGUGUGACUAGACAUGGAAAAACAACAUUGCAUAAACUAGAGCAACACAGCUGCAUUUUGCAGUAAACUGAUCUUGGGGUAAUAGUGUGAAAGUGCAGGACUGAUGGUAAUAAAAUGAGACAUUUCCUUGAAAUGACUGUAAUGUUGCUUAAGAGAACAAAAACAUCACAAUGAAGAAACUUUUUGUGCAGACAAUAUGCUGCAAGUUUCAACACAUCUGGGCUGCCAACCUCUGGAGGGACUUUAGUCAUUUUGGAGAAGCUACAUGCAAAUUCAUUCUUAAAAUUAGUACUUACACAGCAACAUUGUAUGAAAAAUAAAAUGAGUUCAUUGCCUUUAAAGACAUUUGAACACAAAGACUUCUCUUGUAGUUGUGUAUUAAAUGAUUUUAUUUAUGGUAUUUAUUUUAACCCUAUAACAAUCCAGGUAACCACACAAUGUAUUGAGUUAAGAAGUGACCGUUGUCUCUAGCAAAUAAAUAUUGCGGAUGGAUUUUAAUUGUCUAUUUCAAGUCAGAGUGAACUCAUUUUUAGCAUUCAUAACAAAUUCAUUCUUAGGCUGAGAUGCCUCUGAAAAUGUAGUAGCAAAGUUCAUGGCAAAUUUGUGCUGGGUAUCUUGGGAAAUUUCACAGAUACAGAGGAUCUCAGAUAGGAAACAUGUAGCAAUUUUCACAAUAUGCUCAAUAUUACUUAAUUAAAAUUGUAUCAACAUGUCUAAAUGCAAAUGUAAUAAAAUAUAUACAAUCUGAUCCCGAUAA
Messenger RNA from Paramormyrops kingsleyae, 4397 nucleotides. Its product is annotated as interferon-inducible GTPase 5-like. Gene Ontology annotation, molecular function: GTP binding; GTPase activity. Lineage: Eukaryota; Metazoa; Chordata; Actinopteri; Osteoglossiformes; Mormyridae. The record is from RefSeq and is a predicted model, not a curated record. Gene Ontology annotation, cellular component: membrane.